UGACUUAUUCAACCUUCAGAGCUGGAUCUUUCUCUGGUAGGUUCUCGGUGAAGACCACUGCCAUACUGGUGACUGUGACCUGCCUGACCAUCACAGCACCAUGUCCACCCGGUCGACAUCCCCAGAAAAGUGGGCCUUGUGUGUCGUGCGCUGCUGCCUUCACCUGCCACAGCUCUUCUCCACCUGCGUAGCUUUCUCCCUGGUGACUGACAUGGGCAUUGGAAAGGGGGCCAUAGGUAACUGGUCCCUGUGCCUCUGGGGCUUCUGUUUCACUGUGACCCUCAUCACCUCCAUCACUGAGUUAUGUAAGGUCCAGUCCUGCUUUCCUUUCUUUUGGAACAACUUCCCCGUCACCUAUGCCUGCUACGCAGCCCUCGUCUGCCUCUCGGUUUCCAUCAUCUACUCCGUCACUUACAUCCAGUUCUUGCCUUAUGGUCCUCACCGGGACCGGGCCAUCGCCGCCACUGCAUUCUCUUGCAUCGCAUCUGUGCUGUAUGCCACGGAAGUGGCCUGCACGUGGAAUGGCUACAAGAUCAUGAAUACCACCUGCUAUGUGCUCACUAUGCCAGGCCUGCUGAAGGUGCUGGAGACCUUCAUGGCUGGUGUCAUCUUCGCCUUUCUCAGCAACACCUCUCUGUACCUGCACCAGCCGGCCCUGGAGUGGUGCGUGGCCGUGUACUCCAUCUGCUUCAUCCUGGCAGCAGUGACCACCCUGUUGAACCUGGUUGAAUGGGAACACAGGCUGCCUGUCGAGGCUGUGAUCACGAUGCUCUCUGUCCUCCUCUACAUCAGCGCUCUGGUCCUCUGGCCUCUCUACCAGUUCAACGAGGAGUUCGGCGGGCAGCCCCAGAGGUCCAGUGAUUGGGACUGCAGGGACGAGCUCACCUAUGACAUGUGCACCUGGGACCAGCGAUUGGCUGUGGCCAUCCUGACAGCCAUCAACCUGCUGGCUUACGUGGCCGACCUGGGGUACUGGGCCCGCCAGGUCUCUGUAGGGACUGAGGACCAGUCCAGGGACUCCUGAUCCUCUCCUCACAGGAGGUAUCCUCACUGAGCUCUGGUGUUCUCUGAUGCCCUCUUCCUGGCUCUCUCUCUCUCUUCACAUCCUUCCCCACUCAUCUCUCUCUCUUUUCUCUUUCCUUGUCUCCUUCUACUCUGUCUCCUUCCUGUUUUGUUUGGCAGCCACACUGUUUCACCUCUUUCUCUUGCUGCUCUCAUCUAUUCUACAUUUUGUGGGUUUUUUUUAAACUCUUUUCUGGGUGUCUGUUUUUUCUUCUCCUGUGUCCUGACCACCUCUCCCCAUCUUCCUUCUUCCAUCAGGACCUGAGACUCCUUCCUUCUCUGCCCACCGCCCCCUCCCACCUCCUAAGGUGCUGACUCCACAGUUCUCAGCCCUCUGUGCAGCUGUUCACACCCUGGGCCUCUGGAGGGGCCUCGUUGCCAAAG
This is a messenger RNA of Cervus elaphus (red deer), 1446 nucleotides long. RefSeq names its product myeloid-associated differentiation marker-like. The coding region runs from base 101 to 1024 and encodes 307 amino acids. NCBI's taxonomy places the organism in Eukaryota, Metazoa, Chordata, Mammalia, Artiodactyla, Cervidae. Gene Ontology annotation, cellular component: plasma membrane; cell-cell junction. The record is from RefSeq and is a predicted model, not a curated record. The transcript is spliced from 2 exons.